AUGACUCACGCCAUUUACUGUGCCCACGCCGAGGCGCUCUACAGCACACGCCGAGGCGCUCUACAGCCCACGCCGAGGCGCUCUACAGCCCACGCCGAGGCGCUCUACAGCCCACGCCGAGGCGCUCUACAGCCCACGCCGAGGCGCUCUACAGCCCACGCACUCUACAGUCUACGCAGAGGCGCUCUACAGCCCACGCCGAGGCGCUCUACAGCCCACGCCGAGGCGCUCUACAGCCCACGCCGAGGCGCUCUACAGCCCACGCCGAGGCGCUCUACAGCCCACGCAGAGGCUCUACAGCCCACGCCGAGGCGCUCUACAGCCCACGCCGAGGCGCUCUACAGCCCACGCCGAGGCGCUCUACAUACCACGCACUCUACAGUCUACGCAGAGGCGCUCUACAGCCCACGCCGAGGCGCUCUACAGCCCACGCCGAGGCGCUCUACAGCCCACGCCGAGGCGCUCUACAGCCCACGCAGAGGCGCUCUACAGCCCACGCCGAGGCGCUCUACAGCUCACGCCGAGGCGCUCUACAGCCCACGCCGAGACGCUCUACAGUCUCAUCUCUCCAACACCUCAGUCGGCCCAAACCCACCCAUGGAGUCGGCCCCAACCCACCCCACGCACCCCUGGAGUCGGCCCCAACCCAACCCACCCCUGGAGUCGGCCCCACCCCACCCCAACCCACCCCUGGAGUCGGCCCCAACCCAACCCAACCCACCCCUGGAGUCGGCCCCAACCCAACCCACCCCUGGAGUCGGCCCCAACCCAACCCACCCCUGGAGUCGGCCCCAACCCCACCCACCCCUGGAGUCGGCCCCAACCCCACCCAACCAUGGAGUCGGCCCCAACCCCACCCACCCCUGGAUCGGCCCCAACCCACCCACCCCUGGAGUCGGCCCCAACCCACCCCACCCCUGGAGUCGGCCCCAACCCCACCCACCCCUGGAGUCGGCCCCAACCCAACCCACCCCUGAGUCGGCCCCAACCCCACCCCACCCCUGGAGUCGGCCCCAACCCCACACCCACCCCUGGAGUCGGCCCCAACCCCACCCACCCCUGGAGUCGGCCCCAACCCAACCCACCCCUGAGUCGGCCCCAACCCAACCCACCCCUGGAGUCGGCCCCAACCCCACACCCACCCCUGAGUCGGCCCCAACCCCACCCCUGAGUCCACCCCCCCUGGAGUCGGCCCCAACCCACCCACCCCUGGAGUCGGCCCCAACCCCACCCACCCCUGAGUCGGCCCCAACCCCACCCACCCCUGGAGUCGGCCCCAACCCAACCCACCCCUGGAGUCGGCCCCAACCCCACCCCACCCCUGGAGUCGGCAACCCAACCCCCCCUGGAGUCGGCCCCAACCCCACACCCACCCCUGGAGUCGGCCCCAACCCACCCACCCCUGAGUCGGCCCCAACCCAACCCACCCCUGGAGUCGGCCCCAACCCAACCCACCCCUGGAGUCGGCCCCAACCCACCCCACCCCUGGAGUCGGCCCCAACCCACCCACCCCUGGAGUCGGCCCCAACCCACCCCUGGAGUCGGCCCCACCCCACCCCUGGAGUCGGCCCCAACCCAACCAUGGAGUCGGCCCCAACCCACCCCACCCCUGGAGUCGGCCCCAACCCACCCCACCCCUGGAGUCGGCCCCAACCCACCCAUGGAGUCGGCCCCACCCCACCCCUGGAGUCGGCCCCAACCCACGCCUGGAGAUGGGAAGAGAGGACCGGAUUGGAUGGCCAGCAGGCUGAUGUUAUCCAUACACUGAGUGAACAAAACAUGAGGAACACCUGCUCUUUCCAAUCCACCCCAUGGAGUCGGCCUCAACCCGCCCCACGGAGUCGGCCCCACCCCACCCCUGGAGUCGGCCCCAACCCAACCAUGGAGUCGGCCCCAACCCACCCCUGGAGUCGGCCCCAACCCACCCCUGGAGUCGGCCCCAACCCACCCACCCCUGGAGUCGGCCCCAACCCAACCCAACCCACCCCACGCACCCCUGGAGUCGGCCCCAACCCAACCCAACCCACGCCUGGAUUCGGCCCCAACCCACCCCACGCACCCCUGGAGUCGGCCCCAACCCAACCCAACCCAACCCUAGAGUCGGCCCCAACCCACCCCACGCACCCCUGA
Oncorhynchus keta (chum salmon) is the source of this 2130-nucleotide messenger RNA. RefSeq lists its product as uncharacterized. The coding region runs from base 1 to 2130 and encodes 709 amino acids. The record is from RefSeq and is a predicted model, not a curated record. NCBI's taxonomy places the organism in Eukaryota, Metazoa, Chordata, Actinopteri, Salmoniformes, Salmonidae. The transcript is spliced from 4 exons.